GUCAAAGUAACGUCAGUCAGAGUGCGCGCAAGUUUCUAAACGUGUGGAUGAUUUAAAUGUUUAAUUGCACUAAAUAAAUAAUCGUGUUAAUGUUAUCCUCACUUCAAUGAAUGAACCUUAUUGAAAUAUAUAUUUGAUUAUGUCUCUGGACUAUUCCUUCUGUUGGUCCUAAUUAACUGAGAUUUGUUUUCAAUAAGCAAUGUGUUUAAAAGUAAAUAAGGCCACAUAAUUUGCAUUUUUUACUAAAGUAAUACCUCAAACAUCAAGAAAAUGCGUGACAAAAUAGAUUUUAUGGAUAUCUUGCAACCCCGCAACACGUACUUUGGUAUUGUGAAAUUUAUGACCCGGCCCUGGAUUCCAAAAAAAACAAUGAACCUGGAACGAGAGUAUUUCCCACAGGAUAUAAAAAAUUUAGUCACUAAAUCGGCGUACUUGGAUUCCUAUUUAGAUGCUGAAAGCGCAAGGACUCAUAUAUUGAAGCAGCACUUGCAAAAAGAAGUAAUAAAAUAUAUUGAAGAAAUAGCUAUGGAUAAGCGUAUGCAUGUUAUACGCUGGAUGGGUGUCUUUUUUCUAAAUGUUUCCUUCAUGAUGAAAACUGGCAUUUUUGUAAAUGAAACUGCAGUUUUAGAGCUUAAAAAGACAAUGGGUGACAAUCCAGUAUUAUUUUUACCAACACACAGAAGUUAUGCGGACUUCUGUUUAAUGACAUACCUGUGUUAUCACUAUGAUAUUGAGCUGCCAGCUGUUGCCGCUGGUAUGGAUUUCUACACAAUGGCGGUCGUAGGUCAAAUGAUGCGUGAGACAGGGGCUUUCUAUAUGCGUAGGACACUUGCAGGGGCGCCCUUAUACUCAGCCACAUUGCGGCAGUAUGUCCGCACACUUGUGGCACACUAUGGAGCCCCUGUUGAAUUCUUCCUGGAAGGCACGAGGAGUAGGAGCAAUAAAAGCUUGCCACCGAAGUAUGGAAUGCUAGCCAUGACAUUAGCCCCAUAUUUUUCCCGUGAAGUGGAUGACGUCACCAUUGUGCCUGUCAACAUAAGUUAUGAUCGUAUAAUGGAGCAGGGCCUCUUCGUGUAUGAACAUCUCGGUGUACCCAAACCUAAGGAGACGACUGGGGGUCUUAUCAAAGCAUUACACACUCUCAACGACCACUUUGGUAACAUAUACAUAAAUUUGGGUACGCCAAUGUCUCUGAAAAGCUACUUGGGGCACUCCACCCUAUCACCCGAGACCCUCAAACCACGUGACCUUCAAAAACUGACAGAUGACCAGAUGAGGCUUGUUCAGAGAGUCGCCGAUCACGUGGUCACGUUGCAGCAAGAGAACGCGGUGGUCACGAUCACGAAUCUCCUCUGUAUAGUUCUUAUGGAUAGUCUGUACAAAGGCAGGGCUUUGGGACAGAAUGAAGUGGAAUCGCAAAUCUCCUGGUUGAUAGAAGUACUUCAAAACCUGGGCGCUUCAGUUUUUGAAAGAGAUGUCAAAGGGAACAUGGAGAGAGUUUUGAUUGUACAUAGAACUAUGGUGAAGUUGGAUCGCGAGAAGAGAUUGAGAUUGGUGUCCAGUGCUCUAAUGAAUGUGACGGCUGAUGUGCAGAAGAAGAUGAAAGGCCACAUCUUAAAAGCAGAGACAAUGGUCAAUGCGGUGCCGGUGAUUCAGCUUCAGAUCUACAUAAACCCAGUAUUACAUUACAUGGUACCACCUGCACUCGUACACCUUAUUGUUAGCAGACAUAAUAUAAGGAAAGAUGAAUUGUAUUCAAUUUAUAUUUCAAUUAGAAGACUGCUGAGACAUGAAUUCUUCCAUUUAGAAGAGAAUGAACAGAUGACAUUCGACAAAGCGCUAGAGUACUGCAUACAAACGAAAUUGGUUUUAGUGAAUAACGAUUUGUUGUGCGACGGGUUGGGCGAUCAAUCGAACGACAAGUUGCGCUACAUGUUGCAAUGGGCUUUAUUGCCAACGCUUACAACGCUCCUUUGUUGUAUGGACGUUAUGAACGAGUGUAAAAAAUGUGAACACAAGCAUGCACUAAAGAAGAUACAGGAAAGGCUAGAACAGAAGAGAAGUCAUCCAUACUGUUUAAGUCUAGAAGCAGCCGGUAACUGUUUGCAGGGACUUGUAUACAGCGGCGUCUUGUUCAGGCAUAAAAUGCAACAAGAAAUUGUGUACGAAGCCGUACCAGAAGUUAUUGAAAACUGCCAAAGCCUUGUUAGUUCUAUUUUGCCAAAGUUAGCUGUAGAUUUUUAUAGCAACCCAGUUAUUGUACAUCAAACGCAACGAGCGCGUUUAUAAAAUAGCCAUAGACAAUAUGAACAACAGAUUAUAUCAAGUCAGUGUGUCGAAUAAGAUCUGUGGUUAGGGUUUUUGACUGCUUGUUGGUAUUUGGGACAUAUUUUUUUAACUGUCCGAUUUUUAAGUAUUAUUAGUUAUCACAAAAAAUUGUGAUUUCUAUUUCAGUAUUGUGUUUAUAUUACACGUAAUUUCGGAUAUUGAAAAAAUUAAAUCGAAAUCGAUUUCGUGCGAUGACGUCUUAGUUAUAGAUUUCGAUAUUCGAUUAAAGCCAGUUUCUCGGAGUGAAUUUAGUGGAAAUUAGUACCGAUUUAACAGACUACCACUGCCGGUUCUCAAUUUUUUACGCUGAUUUUCAUGUUAAUUAACGAUCACGAAUGUCCAAAGCUGGGCAUAUUAACAUAUAUUUUUGUAGUUUAUAGCGAGUUUCUUAGAUAAUAAUAAAUUUUUCAUUAAAAAUUACUUUUCCUCCAAAUGUCAAUAAUAAUCUGGCAAUAAUGCAGUAUUUAAAUUAGAAAAAUGCCUUAAUAUGAAGGUAUAAAUAAUUUAUGAGACUAAGACAACGAAACUGUGUUAAAAAGAAUUCAAAAUGAUAAUCUGGUAGUGGUCAUUAAAUAGUUUUAAGACCUUAAUACAAUUUGUUGCCAUGAAUUUUGCUAGUGUUAAAUACAGAAAAAUUUAGUGUUGUUAUCCUCAUAAUAUAUCUCCGAUAACUUGAUGAUGUCAAAUUAAAAUUUAUGAUAUAGUGCUUAAAAUCAACUUCAACACAAACAAAUUUUUUUCAAAGUUUAAUAGCUGUUAAAGUACUGGUGUGGUAAUUUAAUUUAUCAUAAUUGUAGAUAUUUCGUUAUUUUUAUGGAUUUUUCAAAAAAAUCACGAAAAACAUGACAUUGUCCCGUUACGCUCAUUGUACGCUUGCGCCGCAUGUAUCGCUAUCCCACUCGAUUGGCCUAUGCGUCCGAGGAUACACUCUUUCUUUGUAUUCAUACAAAAUAGUGAUAAUUAAAAAAACAUUAUACAAUUUUAUUCAUAAAAGUAUGAAAUCAUUUCAUCAAUGUUUUGUUAUGACGUUGUCACUUUAAACUUUUUUUAAUUGUUAUUAAUUAGAGCUUAAAAUGACGAGCUUAAUAAUGAAUAAUGACAUAUACAUCACCUGUUUGUCAUUAAUCUGUCAAAAUUGUUGACACGCGCGUGAAAUAUUAUGAAUUGUUAUUAUAAUUUCAUUAAAGGUACAAAGGCAUUAGGAAACAUUUCAUAAAAGUUUUGAAUCUACGAUUAAAUAUGAUUUUAACUUAGAAUUUUUUCUAAUUGUUAUAGAUUGUGCCACUAUAGAGCCAAAUACUGUUAUUUUUUAUUAUAAUUUAAAUUAAUUUAAUAACCUGUGAUAGUUCAAAUGUAUUCUUUGUAUAAGACGUGUAUUACUUGUCCUCUCAAUAAAUAAAACGAAUAUUAAAAA
Pieris napi is the source of this 3742-nucleotide messenger RNA. RefSeq names its product dihydroxyacetone phosphate acyltransferase (gene Dhap-at). Gene Ontology annotation, biological process: ether lipid biosynthetic process. Gene Ontology annotation, cellular component: mitochondrial membrane; peroxisomal membrane. The record is from RefSeq and is a predicted model, not a curated record. The transcript is spliced from 11 exons. Lineage: Eukaryota; Metazoa; Arthropoda; Insecta; Lepidoptera; Pieridae. The coding region runs from base 271 to 2289 and encodes 672 amino acids. Gene Ontology annotation, molecular function: glycerone-phosphate O-acyltransferase activity.